This is a messenger RNA of Cynoglossus semilaevis (tongue sole), 2072 nucleotides long. RefSeq names its product WW domain binding protein 4 (gene wbp4). Gene Ontology annotation, molecular function: zinc ion binding; RNA binding; protein binding. The transcript has 10 exons. Gene Ontology annotation, biological process: mRNA splicing, via spliceosome. The coding region runs from base 120 to 1382 and encodes 420 amino acids. NCBI's taxonomy places the organism in Eukaryota, Metazoa, Chordata, Actinopteri, Pleuronectiformes, Cynoglossidae. The record is from RefSeq and is a predicted model, not a curated record. Gene Ontology annotation, cellular component: nucleus; precatalytic spliceosome.
AUCAUGAGGAAGUUUUUGGGUUGUCGCUCUUUGAUGACGUCGUUAGCCACGGCCGUUGUUUUCAUUGUUGAAAUGUGCGAAGAGGAUUUUUAAUUUUUACCUAACAAAAAGUAGCUAUAAUGGCGGACUAUUGGAAAUCACAACCGAGGAAAUUCUGUCAGUACUGCAAGUGCUGGAUUGCAGACAACAAGCCUAGCGUCGAAUUCCACGAAAGAGGGAAGAAUCACAAAGAAAAUGUGGCUGCCAAAAUUUCAGAGAUUAAAAAGAAGAGCAUUGAAAAGCAAAAGCAGGAGGAACGUAUGUCCAAAGACUUUGCAAAGAUGGAGGAAGCUGCAAUGAAGGCAUAUGAAGAAGAUCUGAAGAGGAUGGCAGGAGGUUCCUAUACCCCACCUCCAGCCAAAACAACCUCAAGGCCACAUCCUCAGGUAAGACCGCAGCCUAAAGUACAGCAGAAGAAAGGAGAGAAACAAAGAAAGAAACCUGCACAUCAACCAAAAAUGCAGGUUUGGGUUGAAGGACAAGCAGAGGAUGGAACCACAUAUUAUUACAACACAGUCACUGGAGAAUCCCGGUGGGAAAAUCCAGGAUUUCAAGGAGCAGUUUCAUCCUCUGCAUAUCCUGGACAAACAGAGAACUAUUCUAGUUCUCCUUGGAUGGAGGCAGUCAGUCCUGAAGGAUAUACAUAUUACUACAACACAGAGACUGGAGAAUCCAGCUGGGAGAAGCCGCCAGGGUUCCCCAACACUGAGGCCUCAGAGUCUGGAUCCAACAAAGAGGGAAAGAACGAAGAGAGUCCGGAAGAGUCUUCAACUUCUCAAGCUGAACCAACUCCAGAAGUAGAAGAAAAACAAAAAGAGGACAGCGAGAGCUCUAAUGAAGCCAAGGAACCGUCCAAGGAAGCAGAGGCUCCUGAUCAAGCCAGUCAGCAGCAGCCUAAAAUCCCCAAAAUCAGCUUCAGGAAAAGGAAAUCAGAAGCAAAAACAGAUGAAGAAAAAGCUGAGCCUGAAGAGAAGGCUCCAGAUGUGAAAAAGGAAGAGGAGCCAAGAACAGCAGCUGAACCUGAAGAGAAGAAAACAGAGGUGAAGAAGAAGGAACAGGUGACACAAGCCAAAAGACAGAAAACCGCGAAUCCAUAUGGAGCCUGGGAACAGAUCCGACAAGAGGAAGAUCCAUAUGCCAAAGUAGACCUGCAGUUGCCCCAAGUGGACGAAGGUGCAGCGAGCGUCUCCACUGUUGUCGACCUACCACCAGAGCCAAGGUUCAAGUUCAAGGAGCGCAUCAUCACCUCCCUCGGAGAUGACAGCGGCCCUGCUUUGUUCAGGAAAAACAAGACACAGAAUGGCAAAUCAAGAAGCCUCCGACAGAGAGAUGACGACGACUGAUGCUAACACAGUAGUUUCAAGGACAAAAGAUUUUUUUAUCACAGACAAAAGUAACAUGUUGUCAAACAGGUAAUUAGUAUAUUUCAACCCCAAAAUGCAAUCUGAAAGACAUUCUCAUUGUUCGCACCAACGUUAUUGUCAGAACCAUCUUUAUAUUUAUAAAUCAUGGAAAAUUCUGUCUUCACUAUAUCUGAUAAGUGCAGAUGCUUCAGCACAGCAGUUCAGCAGCUUCUCCAGGUUUUCAUCAGUUUUUCUUUAUAUCAUUGUUUAAUAUCAGAGGAAUCUGAAAAAAUGUGUUUUUUUAAAAUAUUUAACCAUAAAACAGGCAAUUAAGUUUUUAUAUUUUAGGUUGGAAGGAUUAUCCAAAUAAAACUUGUCAGAUACAAAAAAUAUCCUGUUUGCAGAGUUUGGUUUUGUUAUAAUAAUCUAGGUGUGUUGAGGUAGCACAGAAAAUUAUUUUGUUCCUGAAGCUCCUAAAAGCAGUCAGUGUUCCUCAGGAAUGAGUAUGAUCCCUGGUUCCAAAACCUUUCUUGCAGCACCCCCUUUCGUUAACAGGGCUACUGUUGAAACAUUCAAAGCUACUGCUUCAAAACUCCACUUAACCUUAUUUAAAAUACCAAUAUUCCUAAAAACAUUAUCAAUGAAAAAGGAAACAAAAUUAUAAUCUAAUAAUUUUCCCCCACUGUGACA